Lactuca sativa (garden lettuce) is the source of this 1296-nucleotide messenger RNA. RefSeq lists its product as uncharacterized. The record is from RefSeq and is a predicted model, not a curated record. NCBI's taxonomy places the organism in Eukaryota, Viridiplantae, Streptophyta, Magnoliopsida, Asterales, Asteraceae.
AUGGAGUCACAGGGCAAGCUACCAUCUCAAAUGGAGAAGAACCCGAAACACAAUGCGUGUGCCAUUACUUUAAGUGGUGGGAAAAGCUAUGAAGGUCCAAAGAUGCUGGAUGAAGAAGAGGAAGAGAAAGAGAUGGAGGUGGAAGAAGCUAUCAAAGAAGAGGAAAAGAAAAGUACUUCCAAGUCAAAGAAGCCCAUAGAGACCGAAGUGAAAAUCACAUCGGCUCCAUUUCCUUCAAGGUUGGCAAGCACCAAAAGGGAGCGGGAAGAUGAUGAAAUCAUGGCCAUGUUUCGAAAGGUUGAAAUCAAUAUCCCUCUUUUAGAUGCUAUUACACAGAUUCCUAGAUAUGCUAAGUUCCUCAAGGAACUUUGCACAUCUAAGAAAAAGCUUAAAGGAAAUCAAACUGUAAAAGUUGGUGAAAAUGUCUUACCCUUGUUACAAAAGCGGCUACCGAAAAAAUGCAAGGACCCGGGUGUUUUCACGGUUUCUUGUAAAAUGGGUAAACUUUUUGUACCACGUGCCAUGCUUGAUCUUGGAGCAUCAAUCAAUGUUUUACCCUAUUCAAGCUAUAAGACAAUGGGAAUUGGUCCUUUAUCAAAAACCGGAGUUGUCAUUCAACUUGCCGGCCGAUCUUUGGUACACCCGAAAGGUGUAUUGGAAGACGUGUUAGUGCAAGUUAAUGAACUUGUGUUUCCCGCUGACUUUUAUGUUUUGGAUAUGGGUGAUGAAAACACCCCACAAUCGAACUCCAUCCUUUUGGGGAAACCUUUCAUGAGUACCGCAAAAACAAAAAUAGAUGUAGCCAAUGAUGUUAUUGAUACAUGUACUAAUGAUUGCCUUGAGAUGUCAAGCCAAGAUGUGUUAAUCACCAUCUUGAGCAAGCAAUUUGAUGAGACAGGAAUUAAGAAUUUGGCUGACAAGUACACAUUGGAGGAUGAAUUGAUUGAAGUAAUCAAUUCCUUGGAAAAAGCAGAACUCAUGAGAGUUGAACCACCCCACAUGAAGCUAACAAGUUCCAAUCCAAAACUUCUUCCCUCCAUAGUACAACCACCGACUCUUGAGUUGAAGGCUCUUCCCGACCAUCUCAAGUAUGCCUAUCUUGGAGAGGAAAAGACAUUACUGGUGAUAAUUUCCAACAAGUUGUCUAUUGCAGAAGAAGAUAAGUUGGUGACCUUGUUGAAAAGGUAUAAGAAGGCUAUUGGGUGGACGAUUGCUGAUAUAAAAGGGUUGAUCCCUUCCUUGUGUAUGCAUAAGAUUCUCAUGGAGGAAGACUUUAAACCAAUUCGAGAGGCGUAG